UAUGAACGGGUUAAUAACCCGACGAUGAAACUCAGAAGGCGGGGCGCGCUAUGUGUGCUACAUUCAUUCAGCCGAUCUACAUAUGUAACUGUAACCGAGAACUUUGAACCGAGAGCAAAAGUAGGUCACGACAACUGCGUCUGCGGAAAGUCCGAGGAAUCAAAUAAGGGAGAAUCAAGCUUUAAAAUGUCAACUGAAGUGUAUGACUGUAUCGUCAUUGGAGCUGGGAUCCAGGGUUCGAGCACAGCGUAUCAUCUGGCCGAAAACAAACAGAAAACAUUGCUGCUGGAGCAGUUUGUUCUGCCCCACUCCAGAGGGAGCUCUCAUGGCCAGACCAGGAUCAUACGGAAAGCUUAUGAGGAAGAUUUCUACACAAAGAUGAUGCAUGAAAGCUAUGAGCUAUGGGCCCAGCUUGAGAAGGAGGCAGGUGUUCAGCUCUUCAGACGCACAGGCUUGCUGGUUAUGGGUCCAGAGAAUGAAGGGGGUUUUUCAAACGUAAAGGCAACAUUGCAAAAAAACGAAGUUCCAACUGUGUUGCUGGAGAGGGAAGAGUUCAGCCAGCACAUUCCUAAUGUGAAUCUGACGGAGGGGAAUGGUGCUCUCGUGGACACCACUGCUGGAGUUCUGUAUGCAGACAGAUCACUCAGAGCUAUACAGGGCCUGUAUCAGAAUAAUGGGGGUGUGAUUAAGGAUGCGGAGAAAGUGAUUGACAUCAAGCCUGGUGAGGUGGUCACUGUAACAACUGAGUCAGGAGCGUAUAGAGGGAGGAGCCUGGUGAUCACAGCAGGUCCCUGGGCCAACACACUACUGAGACGUGCUGGACUGGAGCUCCCAUUGAAGGUUGUUAAAAUAAAUGUAUGCUACUGGAAAGAGAAGAUCCCAGGCACCUACAGUGUCAGCCAUCGGUUCCCCUGUUUUGUUCAGUACAAUCCAAAAGAGGCGGAAAAUAUCAUUUACGGCCUCCCGUCCAAUGAGUAUCCAGGAUUGAUGAAGGUGUGCUACCACACGGGCAGCGAGACCGAACCGGAUGAGAGAGAUAAACAGAAGGAUAGAGGGGACAUCGAUAUACUCUCGCGAUACAUCACCCGUUGUUUCCCUGGGCUGGUGCCAGUGCCUGCUGUAGUGGAGAGCUGCUUGUACACAGUCACACCCGAUGAUAACUUCGUCCUUGAUUGCCACCCAAACUACAGCAACAUCAUCAUUGGUGCUGGAUUCUCAGCGGUCCGCCUCCCCGCAGCUCUCCCGCCUUCUGUGCAGCUGUUGCAUUUGUGCCUUUGGAGAAUCCAAAUGUUGCAAAUUGGAUCCAUUUCAGGGGCAAAUACAUAAACCACCGCACCGGAUGCGAAGUUGCCCCCCUUCCACUCAGGAUUCGUUUCAAGCCAUGCUCUGAGCACAGGGUCCUCCGGUUGCCAUGGAUACUCGGUCACAUCAGCCGAGUUUGAGGCAGAACAGAAGACCCUCCGUGCACACGACUGACGGUCAAAGCCAUAUCCACUCGUAGCCCAGGCCUUCAAGACUUCAAAAGACCACCAAUCCACAAAAGCAAAGAGCUGAGAGUGUUGGAGAAUGUAAUGCAUUUUAAACACCAGCUCCAGUUCUCUCUUAAAGGGAUACUCUAUAAAAGAAUACAGAAUUGUACUGUUAUUUUUUACAGAUUUUUCACGUAUAAUGUCCAAAAACUGUUUUUAUAGAUAUUUCACAUAUUUUUGAGAUACGAUCAAAUCACAAAAAAAAGACUACAAAUUUACAAGAAAAACAUAAGACAACAUGUCAUUUUACAGAGAAAACUGUUAUUUUAGGGUAUAUUUCCGGUGCCCCAAUGGCCAUUUUUUUAGGUCAUGAAAGUGUGCCAUUAAUUCACGCAUGUAGUAUUCUUUCUCAUACAACAAAGAAAGCAAAACGUUGACUCUGGUUUCUAUACAAUUAAUGUAAAUGGAGACUGGGGGAUUCAGUCCCUACCAUUGGGUGCAAGAUCUCCUUUUGUGUUUCAAAGAAUACAGAAAGGAACUUGGGAACAUCAGACUGAUUAAAUUAUAACAGAAUUUUCAUUUUUGGGUGAAUUGUCCCGUUAACACACCCAUGAACACAUAAAACACUGUUCUGUGAUAAGCCACUCUAUUCAAUGAGGAGACAUAUUUUCCUAAUUCAGCAUUUAGCCAAAACCAACCCGGGAAAUAAAUGUUCUGUGACAGCGGGUGUGAUUGUGCCAGCGUGAUUUCUUUUUUGUCUCCAUGCUCUCUCAUGCAAAGGCUUUGUGAAUCAGACAGCAGACGGCAGAUAAUGGCUAUUUAUAGAGGGCUAUUGUGUUUGCCCACAAGGUGCAGUUCUUUCGCUCUGGUAUAUUGAAUGAGUGUAAACUCCCUCUGUGAUGAUUCUCCUCUCUGUGAAUUUUCUUCCUCGGCAGGUCACGGCUUCAAGUUCGGCCCUGUGGUAGGGAAGGUGCUCUGUCAGUUGGCCAUGGGGCAGGUUCCCUCUCAUGACCUCUCACCGUUCUGCAUCAAGCGUUUCAAGUCCCAUA
This is a messenger RNA of Triplophysa dalaica, 2518 nucleotides long. It is a transcript of the gene pipox, whose product is annotated as pipecolic acid oxidase. Gene Ontology annotation, molecular function: sarcosine oxidase activity; flavin adenine dinucleotide binding; L-pipecolate oxidase activity. Gene Ontology annotation, cellular component: peroxisome. The record is from RefSeq and is a predicted model, not a curated record. Bases 25 to 1326 code for a protein of 433 amino acids. The transcript is spliced from 8 exons. Lineage: Eukaryota; Metazoa; Chordata; Actinopteri; Cypriniformes; Nemacheilidae.